GGAGAGCGUUAGGGUCCGUUUACUUUGGAGGUUUAAUGGCUAAUUGCCUCGCAUCCCAUCCGACAGCAUUGGAUUGUCGGUUUGAGGAACUCCGACGUGGGAAGGAGAAACUUCGGAAAGCUCUCAUAUAUAUAUUUAUCCAAGGUCAAGUCGUACAAGUACAAAACACAAAACCAUCCUUUUACAGACGAUAGAAUCAAGCAAGCAAGCAAACACCAUGAUGAUGGGUCUCUCUUCUCGCGUACUAGUAGUAGUCACUUCCCUUGUCGUGAUGAUGUCAGUAUUGAGCGACGCUGCUACAGUGCAGCUAGCGUCCUGCCCGUCGGAACCGGAAGUGGUGGGUGAAUACUACAACAAUGGCGAAUUGUGUGUCCGCGAACGCAUUGUGCUUCAACGCGAGAUUGAAACGGCGGAUUGUCCGGAAGAGUACAAGUAUUUGAAUGGCUGGUGCCGUCGUCGGUUCCACCGCAAGAUCAAACCGACUUGUUUUCAAAAGGGCGACGGGAAUUGGCAACUGUUCUUGGGCACCAAGGGCGAAUGUCAUUCCACAUGUCCCAAGAAUUACGCGUCGUCGUAUGGCCAGUGCGAAUUGCGACGCAUGACGUUGGCUCCCAAGUACAUGACAUGUCCGCCUACUGACAGAGAUGGCAAUCCACAACAUCGCUAUGGCGCGUAUUGCUGUUCUCACGAAUUGGGCAAUUGUCCCAAACCCGAAUGCAAAGUGGGCGAAGGCGUGCCGGGAAAAUUCUAUUACAAUGCCGACGAACAGACAUGCGAACGACAAGCCCAAGCCAUUGCACGAGUCACCAUGCCACGGAUUACAUCCCGGUUGGGAACCGAAGCCGCCGCACGCAAAAAGGGCAAGGGCGUAUGCCCAAAGGGCAAGAUUCCCGUCCGCAAUGCCUGUCAGGAUCCUUGUCCCGACAAAUUCAAGACACUCAAGGGCAAGUGCGAAUUGCGAUCUUGCAAAUUUGAUACACAAAAGGAUGUCAUUGUGCGAUGUCCGGAAGGAACCUACAAGUUGCCGCGUGCUGUCAUAUAAAAUACAAUCAAAAAGACAAUCAAUCAAUCUACAGACAGACAGAAGUUGGAGGAUUCAAUCGAGGGAAGCUUUAUUACGCAGCUACUCACUCACUACAUGCAUGGCAGCAAGCCACACUCAAAACUAAGAAUUAGGAUAUCAAAAAGACAAGAACAUCUUGCAGGAAUAGCCUGCCUAGCAACAGAACGAAACAGCAUCACCAAAAACUACUUGAUGCCCACAACUUGAGUCUCAGUCAGUCUCGAGUUGGGCGCCUACAGUACGAUAGCUUCCUAACCCGUAACCACAGCGGUCACUACGGCGUAGCUGUUGUUACCUUAGAAUUGAGCCGUUUGAUCAUUAGGGCUGAAUGAUUCAAUCACUAGCUAGCUACCGGAACUGUUGAGCAUUGGCUUGAACCAUUUCGAAACUCG
Seminavis robusta is the source of this 1455-nucleotide messenger RNA. The record is from the annotation of a GenBank genome assembly. Lineage: Eukaryota; Bacillariophyta; Bacillariophyceae; Naviculales; Naviculaceae.